AUGAAAUCAGCCGAGGGUUACAAGCAGAAGAACGCAGGCCAGUCGUUCUCGGACUCUAGGAAUCUGCCUGAUUCGUGUUGGAAUUAUCAGAGGAAUGGUCAGUCCUCAUUCAACAGAAGCAGCAGGAAUGCGGAAACAGUGGCCGGCUACCAUUCCUCUUCGACGUACAAGGCUCCGAAAGGGUACACGAGCUCCAAGACGACGCAACUGAAGUGCAUUCCUCCUCGCAGUGGCGAGCUACCGCGCCACGGGUUGCAGAGUCACUCGAAAUUCGACAGGGACAAGCAUUAUCAUUCGAAAAUCCCGGCUAAGAGCAAAAAUCGCUAUGAAGGGUACACUGGGGAACUGAAGUACGUCGAUGACGAGGUGACGGAAGAUAAUGGGGAGGAGAUCGUGGAAGAGGAAGGUACAGAGGAUGAACCCGCGGACACAGGAGAAUUCCUGAACAAGGAGUACGAUGAGCAGGAAGCAGACGACGAAAUAGACGAGGAAUCUGACCCCUCUCCACAGAUGCACAGAGAACAGAGAGCCUGUAAGGAGGCAGAUCUGAGACAAGCACGAUGGAAGGCCAUCGACCAGCAACAAAAUCCCCGAAGACUUCGUUGCCAGCAGCAUGUCUUGGCUGUGGGCCAAGGUCAUUCGCCAACAACAAGGUUCUACCAACAUGUCGCCAAGCACGAGGUUCCCGAGCCCUUAUCAGAUGAAGACUUCGUCCCAACGUCAAUGAGACACUUAACGAGAAGGUCCGCGGAUUAUCAUCGGUGGUCACAAUCGAGAGGCGAGCCAAAUCGACACGAUGCGGCGCCGUUGCAUGCACAGAGCCGGCGAGCCCGCACGAAACCGGAUGUGAACCAACUUGUGGACACCGAAUACACCAGAACGAGGAAGUGCCAUCGUUGCGGCAGCCUGUCGAAUAGAGCGAACGUGUCGCCUUUGAGAAACGGCUGCAGAUUCAAUGAUCGCGACAGUUUUCCUACCAAGGGACCAAUCGGCGACGAACCUGAGAGCCACGAGCAGACGUUCUGCGGGCGCUGCGUGAUGCGGCACAACCCAGGAGACACGAAUGGCGUCAACGACAUGCAACCCUCCCUGUACGCGACGAAACCACGCAAAUUUCGAGACACGAAGUCCCCCGCGUUCUACCAAAUUCCCCAGCAAGAUCGGAUGGACCGUCUCGCGAGCGACUACUCGCGAUCUUCGUCGAGGUACCACAGAAAGCCGGACCACGAGAAGACGAAACGUUCCCUGCACGCUUCGUACGGUCUGCCGCACCUGUGGCCCCGAUACGAAGAGUAA
This is a messenger RNA of Nomia melanderi (Alkali bee), 1296 nucleotides long. RefSeq lists its product as uncharacterized. Lineage: Eukaryota; Metazoa; Arthropoda; Insecta; Hymenoptera; Halictidae. The record is from RefSeq and is a predicted model, not a curated record.